Messenger RNA from Gastrolobium bilobum, 2035 nucleotides. RefSeq lists its product as uncharacterized. Lineage: Eukaryota; Viridiplantae; Streptophyta; Magnoliopsida; Fabales; Fabaceae. The transcript has 7 exons. The record is from RefSeq and is a predicted model, not a curated record. Bases 51 to 1658 code for a protein of 535 amino acids.
ACCAGAAGAUUGGAGAAAGAAACUAAAUCUGAUUUUUUACGACGCCGGUGAUGGGAGCGUCCACUUCGGCGGAGCCGCGGGUUUCGGCGGAACAGCGGGAGGCGGAAACGGUUGCAGCCUCCACCGGAGCUCUUCCCAUGCUUCAGAAAGCUUUCUCUAAACUCGCCAAUCCCGAAACGAACGAUGUUCCCUUAGAAAAACUACAGCAAUGCUUAGGUUUCUCUCGCGAAGGUCGAAGUAAUCAUGCAGGAAACGUGCCUGAUUUGUUUGCGGUGUUGUUGGAUCACUUAGGUUCAUCCCUGGUUGAUCAAUUUUUCGUGGCUGAUAAAGGAGGAAUAAGUUGGUUUGAAUUUGUGAAAGGUUAUAACAAGUGCUGUGCUAGGGUGUCUGCUUCAAUUUCACUGAAUAUGCUUGUCAGAGUGUUCCUUGCUGUGACUGGAAGAGGAAAUGUUACUCUGCAUUUGGAGUUUGAAUCUGGGGAUGCUGAUUGUAAGAUCGACGGUUACCUUCUUCCUAGUCAUGUGUUUAUGCUUCUUUUCAUGUGUUGGGCUAUGUCAUGGGAUUGUAGAAAUUUGAAAGGGAAAGGAAGUCUCAGUCUGCCAGAUUUGAAUCAUUUGGUGUUGUCCGUCAUUACAUCGUGUGUAAAAGUUGAGGGUGGCUUGAAUGUAUGGGAUUGUGACAUCUCGAGCUUGGAACUUCAACUUCCUGCAGGGAAGUUUAUUACAUGGGUUAUGAGUACGGUGCCAUGCCUCCCGGAUUGCUUAAGACAGUAUUUUCAUGCAAGAUUGCAAAUGACAGUGACUGCAGGGGAUGAAUUGGCAUCCUCUGAUUCCUCCUCUGUUGGAGAUAUUUCAUCAGCAGCUGCAUGUGAUUAUAUUUUAACCCAAGGAAGGGCGUGGGCAAUUUCUAUUACACAGAAAAGUCCAGUAAAUGAAGAGAUUUCUAGAGCAUUGAUUAGCAGUGGAGGUGGAACAGAUGAAAUCCUUAUUUAUCGGUCAUCCGCUCAUGGAAGAGGCCUCAACAGAUUUUGGUCUCGUGUUGAAGGUUACAAAGGUCCGAUGCUAAUUUUGGUUGCUGCAAGUUCAGGAGAUGCUCAUGAGGGAAAUUCGAUUAAUAGGAAAUGGGUUCUAGGUGCCCUAACAGAUCAAGGUUUGGAAAAUAAAAACAUUUUCUAUGGAAACUCUGGAUGUUUGUAUUCUAUAAGCCCAGUUUUUCACGUAUUCCCACCUACUGGUAAGGAAAAGAAUUUUGUUUAUAGCCACUUGCAUCCCACUGGUAAAGCAUACCAGUCACAUCCAAAGCCGGUGGGAAUCGCAUUUGGAGGAACACCUGGAAAUGAGCGAAUAUUUAUUGAUGAAGAUUUUUCGAAAGUGACUGUUCGCCAUCAUGCUAUUGACAAAACUUACCAGAGCGGUUCCCUCCUUCCAGAUCAGGGUUUCCUACGUAUUGAAGCUCUGAUUUCAGAAGUUGAAGUUUGGGGACUUGGUGGGAAAGUGGCAAAGGAGGUGCAAAACUCAUAUAAGAAGAGAGAGGAACUUUUCACUGAACAAAGACGAAAAGUUGACUUGAAGACUUUUGCGAGCUGGGAAGAUUCCCCUGAGAAAAUGAUGAUGGACAUGAUGUCUGAUCCAAAUGCUGUUCGAAAGGAAGACCGCUGAGUUGGACCAUGCAACUUUGCCUUGCUUAGUGCAGGCACACGCACGGAACAAAUUUCAUGUUUUAUCUUGUGAUUUAUCAGGCUUGUGAUCCCCAAGUCGCUGUACAGAAUAUAGAAAAUUUGUAUUUAAACAAAUAUCGUGUCAUAAUAAUUUUCUUCUAAAGUACAAUGUGGCGUUUAUGUGUGCUUACAGUAUCCUCGUCAAGUGUACGAAACAUGUGAUCGAGGCUUGGCUUUAGGAGAAAAUGACUUCCUUGUUUCUAAUCGUUUCACACUAUUAUGUGCAUUACAAGUCAAUUGAGGAACAUGGCUGCAAUGUAUGUCACUAGAAAUCCUGGAUCGAGAUAGCUAUUGUAUCUAGUGCGUGUUAAUAAAAUG